CGCCCCGUCCUCCGUUUCCGCUGCUAGGGUUUCUUUGUCUUCCGUGGCGCAGGUAUGAAGCGAUCCGUUGCCGUUGUCUUUUGUCUCACCCAAAUUAUGGCUUAGUAGCAGCUCCAUCUGGGUCUACCGAUGGUGCUUCCUCAGUCGAACACCGGUAUCUUCGUUGGGCUCAACAAAGGGCACAUCGUCAGGAAGAGGGAGUUUUCCCCUCCCGACCUUCCAGCAGAAAAGGUGUAUGAAUGUGAAAUCCCUGAGAAUGGAUUCUUGUUUAAUUCUUUAGUUGGAAAUUGGGGGAAUAUAUAUUUGUUUUCUAUUUUACAAGAUGGGAUGAUUGUUUGCACACAAGAGAUUGAUUUAUGAUUAGAUCAAAUGACUACUUUUAGAUGGAGACAUGGAACGGCCGCUGAUUGACUUUGUGAGUUUACUGUGACGAGUUGGAUGGUAUGUUUAAAUGCAAGCUAUUAACCACACUUUGAGGCAAAAGAUCCCCGACCUCAUAUCGCCGAGACUUUCGGCUUUGUUAUUGUUGUUGUUGUUGUUAUUGUUAUUUAUGUGUUCUUUCCUUGAGUUUCAUACGAUAUUGUUGAAACAAACCAUGACUGUGUAUUAUAGACCAUGGAAUUCUUGCUAUACACUUUGUUUCUGAUAUAGAAAUUGUACUUGCAAUAUAGAAUCCUCUCUGAUGUCUUGCAUCAUCAUCUACUUGAGAGGAACAGGUAGCUAGCUAUAUUAUAAACCAGUUAAUGCAGAACAAAUCAGAAAGUUGCUAAUAUUUCUAACUAUAUAUAACCUGAUUCGGAAUUGUAGUUAUCUUCUUUUCUUUUUGAUUUUUUCUUUGCCUUGGAUAUUAGUUCUUGUUAUACAAUCUAAAUGACAGAUAUGGUGUUUUUUUUUUAAAAGUCAAUGGAUCAAAGCUGAUAAAUACUUUUUUUUCUACCAUAUGCUUCCAACUUCUAUCUCUUGCUAGUUGCAUACAGUAAAAUGACAAUUAUACUCCAGAAAUCUAGCGAGAGGGUUUAUUUAUCAGGAACUUGAUCAGGGAAGUGGGUUGCUUUGUCCCAUAUGAAAAGAGGAUCACUGAGCUUCUGAAAGUCGCUAAGGACAACAUGAACUGAAAGUUGCAAAAAGAACGCUGGGAACUCGAGAAAGAGCCAAGAGAAGAAAGAGGAGAUGGCUGAUGUGCUUCGGGUGAUGAGAUACAUAACAUGAAUGAAAGAAUGCCUCAGAGAGAGACGCCGACAAAGCCAUAUACUUGACUUGCAAGGGAGCUAAAACACAUCGCCAAUAGAUGUCGAUGACAGUUCACCGGUCAUGAGAGGACAUGUGGAUCUUCGUGGAUGUUCUCAUUCGACUAUGGCCAAAAUGUAUUAUGUCGAUCUGAGAAAAGUUAGCUUUCGCACGUCACGAAUACCGGUUGUGGUCGCUUUACGUCGGAAGUGGAGUCAUUCAUGUGGGAUUAGGUCUGGUUGUUGGAGCGGCCGUGUAAACCCUGCCAACGCGCGGUUUGGUGUACACGUCACGGGGUUGACUAAACCGAGAAACCUGAGAACGAUGCAUCAAGUAAACAGGUCCAAGUCGAGCAAGACUUUGACUCUCGGUCAUCAAUCUCCCUCCUGCCCAGCUUGCUUCAAAUCCCUAGCCUCUUUCGAUUGCUGCUUCUGGGAAGCUAGGCGAUGGAGGAGAAAGAGAAGGGAUUGAUGGUGGCAGGGGAGGCGGUGGUGCGGCGGCUGGCGGAGGCGGUGGAGGAGAUCGCUGCCAUCUCCGACUACCGGAACGCCUACAGGAAGCCGUUGUGCAGCCUCGCUCGGCGGAUCAGGCUCCUCGCACCCAUGUUCGACGAGCUGGGGGACGGGCGCGACCCGAUCACGGAGCCGGUGGCGAGAACCCUAGCCCCGCUCGAGGACGCGUUUGCUGCCGCCAAGGACCUCCUCCGGCUCGGCAGCGAGGGGAGCAAGAUCUUCUUGGUCCUAGAGAGGGAGAAGAUGAUCAAAAGAUUUCAUGACGUAAUUUCUCAAAUAGAUCAAGCUUUGGAUGGGAUUUCCUUUGAUAAACUUGAAAUAUCAGAAGAAGUUAGAGAACAGAUUGAGUUGGUACAUGCUCAAUUCAAAAGAGCCAAAGAACGAGAUGACAUGCCCGAUGCUGAGCUGUAUUCUAAUCUCUUAUCUCUAUACAACAAGAGCAAUGAUGCCAUUUUAGAUCCAUAUACUUUAGAAAGAUUGGCAGAACAAUUACAGCUAGUCACCAUCUGUGAUCUUACACAAGAAUCAUUAGCUUUGCAUGAGAUGGUCUUUGCAAGUGGUGGAGAUCCUGGAGAAAACAUUGAAAAGAUGUCAAUGUUGUUAAAGAAGAUAAAAGAUUUUGUGCAGACCCAGAACCCUGAGAUGGGCACUCGCUCAGAUUCAAAGCCUUUCCUGUUGGAUGGAAAGCCAAAAGUUCCUAUUGUUCCUGAUGAUUUCCGCUGUCCAAUCUCACUGGAGUUGAUGAAAGAUCCAGUCAUUGUGGCCACUGGGCAGACUUAUGAGCGGACAUGCAUCGAAAAGUGGCUGGCGUCUGGCCAUGACACUUGUCCAAAAACUCAACAGAGGCUAUCUAAUGCAUCAUUAACUCCAAACUAUGUCCUUCGGAGCCUCAUAGAACAGUGGUGUGAAGCCAAUGGCAUGGAUCCACCCAAGUGCCCAUCCCGAUCUACUAAUCCCAGCUCAGCUUGCUCGUCACGUGAACUUGCUAAUAUAGAUGCACUUCUCUGCAAGUUAUCCUCCCCAAAUCUUGAUGACCAACUAGCAGCUGCUGGAGAGCUUCGUCUGCUGGCUAAGCGGAAUGUUGACAACCGCAUUUGCAUAGCUAAGGCUGGUGCUAUUCCCCUCCUCAUAAAUCUACUCUCAUCCAAAAAUUUAUGCACCCAGGAGCAUGCCGUCACUGCCCUUCUGAAUCUUUCCAUCCAUGAUGACAAUAAAGCAAUAAUAAUCUCUUCAGGGGCCAUACCUGGUAUCGUCCAUGUUCUAAGAGAUGGUAGCAUGGAAGCACGGGAGAAUGCUGCAGCAACACUCUUUAGUCUUUCAGUGGUGGAUGAAUAUAAGGUGACCGUCGGGGCAUCAGGGGCGAUCCCUGCAUUGGUGUCACUGCUGAGUGAAGGCACACACAGAGGGAAGAAAGAUGCGGCAACAGCACUGUUUAAUCUGUGCAUAUACCAAGUGAACAAGGGGAAGGCAGUGAGGGCAGGUGUGGUUCCACUAGUUAUGGGGCUUCUUACAGAACCUGCAGAGUCUAUGUUGGAUGAAUCUAUGGCAAUAUUGGCCCUACUGUCAAGCCACCCGGAAGGGAAAUCUGCGAUUGCAGCUGCUCAGGCUGUCCCUCUGCUGGCGGAGAUGAUAGCAAAUGGCUCUCCCAGGAACAGAGAGAAUGCCGCAGCUACUCUGCUGAAUCUUAGCGACGGAGAGCAGCAGCUCGGUACCAUGGCUGCGGCACAGGAAUGUGGGAUAAUGGGACCACUGCAAGAAUUGGCCAUCAGUGGCACAGAACGGGGGAAGAGGAAAGCCGUGCAGUUGCUAGAACGCAUGAAUGGAUUCUUGGUGCAGCAGCAUGAGGCAUAUGCUCAAGCUGAGGCUUCAACCCAGACUCAGGGUCACAUCCAUGCUCAGAGUGAGCCAAGAAUGAAUGUGACCUCCACGGAUUCCGUUGACACCUAGCUUUUUCUUCAUUGGGAGGUUGUGAUAUGCGUAUCAGAACAUUUUGCCUGCUGAUGCUUUGUGGCUUUUGCAAUUAUGUGUAAACAAAGAGCACGAGUUUUUAACAUUGAGCUGUAAAUGUAUCAUCAAUCACAUGGUUGUACGUGGAAAAUGACUUCCAUUUGGUUUGUGGACUUGUAUGGUUUGUGGACUUGUAAGUUUGCUAAAGUACGAGAACACUGAUAUGUUAAAAUGGAUAGUUGCAGAUUCAAAAGCUUCA
Messenger RNA from Musa acuminata AAA Group (dessert banana), 3945 nucleotides. Its product is annotated as protein spotted leaf 11-like. NCBI's taxonomy places the organism in Eukaryota, Viridiplantae, Streptophyta, Magnoliopsida, Zingiberales, Musaceae. Gene Ontology annotation, biological process: cell surface receptor signaling pathway; protein ubiquitination. Gene Ontology annotation, molecular function: protein binding; ubiquitin-protein transferase activity. Bases 1674 to 3686 code for a protein of 670 amino acids. The transcript has 6 exons. The record is from RefSeq and is a predicted model, not a curated record.